GGAAAGAAGAAUCGAAGUUUUCCGAAGAGAGCAGGUACAUUGUUCCCUCUGCCCCGAGUCGCGCGAGUAUAUAAAACAGUCGCGAGCAGGGUAAUCCUCACAACCAGCUCACCGGACUGCAACAUGGUCUUCUCCCAUUGGGCUCUCGUUUAUCUGAACAGCGUGGUCUUGCUGUGCGGCGGCGUGGCAGGGCAGAGCAGGCAGCUGCCGGUGUGCAAAGAGUCUGAUUACCAUUAUGAAUACACUGAAUGUGACAGCCUUGGAUCCAGGUGGAGAGUGGCAGUGCCCCAUACUCCAGAAAUUUGCACUGGCUUACCGGACCCAAUCAGAGGCACAGAGUGCUCUUUCUCUUGCAAAGCUGGGGAGUAUCUUGAAAUGAAGAAUCAAGAAUGUCGGAAGUGCUCGGUGGGCACAUACUCUCUGGGAACUGGCAUCAGGAUAGACGAGUGGGACACGCUGCCGCCUGGAUUUUCAAACUUUGCCAUGACCCCAACUUUCGAGUUCCACAUGAGUGAGAGUAACUGCUCCAAUUCAACGUGGAUUCCCAAAGGAGAUUACAUUGCCUCCAGUGUUGAUGAAUGCACCUCCAUUCUGUCAUAUUCUGUCAACCUCAAGCAGUCUGGCAAAGUCACAUUUGACUAUUAUUACCCAGAUGCUAGGAUCUUCUUUGAGUUUUAUGUUCAAAAUGAUCAGUGCCAGUCAGAAGGUAGUCAAAACCAGUGGAUGCAAAUCACAGAAAAUAAAUGGAUUUCUUACAAUCUUGAUCUUCAACGAGGCAAUAAUGUGCUUUUCUGGAAGACAACUGGCCUUUCACCGGACUCAAGUGUACCCAAGCCUGUUCUCAUCAGAGCAGUGGACAUUACAGGAGUUGCCUACACUUCUGAGUGCUUUCCUUGUAAAGCUGGCACAUAUAGCUCCAAGCCUGGCUCUUCCAUCUGCAGUCCAUGCCCAGCAAACACAUACUCAAACAAAGGAGCCACAGUGUGCCAGCAAUGUGACAAAAACAGUUACUCUGAAACUGGGUCCGGAACAUGCCAGAAGCGUCUAUCUUGUACUGAAAAAGAUUAUUUCUACAUUCAUAUGCCCUGUGAUGUCAAUGGACAGACUCAACUGAUGUAUAAAUGGACAGAACCCAAAAUCUGCAGUGAAGAUAUCAGUGGGUCAGUGUCACUGCCAGCAUCUGGUGAGAAGGUUGAUUGCCCACCUUGUAAUCCAGGCUUCUUUAAAACUAACACUUCAUCUUGCGAGGCCUGCCCUUUUGGAUUUUACUCAAAUGGCACAGUGUGUACAAAGUGUCCUGCAGGUACUGAGCCUGUGCUGGGCUUUGAAUACAAAUGGUGGAAUGUGAAGCCAGACAACCUGAAGAGCAAAAUAUACCGAGCAGAUCUCAGUGAAAGCGAUGAGUUUACGGGUUGGGAGGUUGCCGGAGACUACAUCUACACAACUCCAGGUCUGGCUGAUAACGACUACAUGACUCUCACUUUAAAUGUUCCUGGAUUUAGAUCUCCACAUUCUGUUUCUGAUGAAUUCUUGAACAGUGAGCUGGCAAGGGUAACAUUUGUCUUUGAAACCAUAUGCAGCGGCGACUGCAAGUUUUACUUUAUGGCGGGUACGAAUGAAAGGCAUACCAAUUCAGUUGAACAGUGGAGCGACUCUGCUUUCAAACAGUCUUAUACAUACAUUGUGACUUCUAACUACACAACAAGCUUUACCUGGGCAUUUCAGCGUACAAAAAGCCAAUCUAUGGAAAGAAAAUUCAACAGUGAUAUGGCGAAAAUCUACUUCAUUAACGUGACAAAUGUGGUAAAUGGUGUGGCGUCACGGUGUCGUCACUGUGCUCUGGGCUCAUCACAAUCAUGUGUCCCCUGCCCUGCAGGACACUACAUAGAGGUGGACACUGGUACCUGCCACCAAUGCCCUUCUAACACCUUCCUCAACCUGGAGCAUCCGUAUGGACCCAAGGCAUGUCUUCCUUGUGGAGAUCACACAAAAAGCAACCUGAUGCAGACUGUUUGUUUCAAUGACUGUACAUUUGAAGUAACUAGACAGGAGCAGCUGUUUCACUUUGACCUUAGCCUUUUGUCCAAUGGCACAACAUUUCUCAUGGGCCCAAGAUUCACGUCUAGAGGCCUCAAGUACUUCCACCAAUUCAGCCUCAGUGUCUGUGGAAACGAGGGAAGGCAAAUGGCUUUCUGCAUCGAAAAUGUCACAGAAAGUCGAGGAAUCCGGUCUUAUGUCUGUCAGUCAACUAUUUUACCUUCAGAAAUGAGGGGCGUGAAGAACAUCAUUUCAUCACAGCCUUUCAGCCUUGCAGAUAGACUCAUAGGUGUCACAGCUGAGAGCACUUUCCACAAUAUCACCUCACCAGAUGAUUUGUUUCCUGGUAAGACUGACGUGCCCGACAUCAUCUUUUAUUUCAGGUCCAAUGAGAGGACUCAGGCGUGUAAAGAUGGAAGAGCAAGUGCAGUCCGGCUAAGAUGUGAUCAAACAGCGGUGGCCAUAGGAGGAACUGUGAGCCUUCCAAGCAAGUGUCCGGAAGGAACAUGUGAUGGCUGCACAUACCACUUUCUCUGGAUGACGGCACAUGCGUGCCCUCUUUGUUCAGAGCGUGAUUACAAAGAGAUUGAAACCGAGUGUGUCCAGGGAGUCCAGAAAACAACUUACAUGUGGAGGACACCCCGACUCUGUGCUGCAGGUGUGGAAUUACCAAUGGAGAAGGUGAGGGCAUGCAAAUCCAUGAGCUUCUGGAUUAAACUGGGAUUGUCCACAGGCACACUGAUGGCUGUUCUUCUAGUGGCAAUAAUAUGCUACUUUUGGAAAAAAACACAAAAGUUAGAGUAUAAAUACUCUCGGCUAAUGAUGAAUUCUAACUUGAAGGACUGUGAGCUUCCAGCUGCGGACAGUUGUGCCAUAAUGGAGGGAGAAGAUAUUGAAGAUGAUUUACUAUUCUUGACAAAAAAAUCUAUUUUUGGGAAAAUCAAAUCUUUUUCGUCUAAGAGGACUUCUGAUGGCUUUGAUUCUGUUCCACUGAAGACAUCCUCUGGGCAAAAUGACAUUGAGCUAUGAAGCAGGCCAACCCAUCCAAAUCUCAAAAGUGGGGGGAAAAAACCUGUAGAAUUUUUAAUUUUUUUUUUUCUUGUGGGCCAACUAACACCUUCUGCAGAAGACCUUUUCUUUUUAAUAGGGCUGGGAUAUUUUUUUAGCUUGUUAACAUUUUGUAGAUAAUGACUACUCUUGAUAAUUAGAACUCACUGCCUUUGUGCACAGACCCACAGACCCAUUUGCAGUAAGCGAGCGCACUGCUUGUUCUGAGAGCCCACCUCACUUGUGUCAGUGAUGGAGCUGCUUGUCUUACAGUAUUCAGUCAAAUAUACAGUGUGGGGUGAAAUAAAACUGGUUGUCUAUAAUUUAGUCCCUGCACUUUGGACUGUACUGUGACAAAUUAAAAUAGAACGGGAAGGCUGAUGCCCAGCUCUAGUGUCCUGGGUUCAAAAUCUGCUCUGGUCACUGUCUGUGCUUGCCAGCAUUUCUCUCCCUCAGUUCCAAAGUCGUUAGGUUAGGUUACUUGAUUAUGUGUGUGAAAGUGCCCCUCAGUGGACUGGCACCCCACAGGGUUUGUUCCUGCCUUCCACACCUCUGAAGUGGAUUAAGCAGGUUUGAAAAUGGUUUACGCAGGUAAAUGAAAGGAUUAUUCGAUAGUUCUCACUUAUUAUAAAUAAUGUGAAAUAGGACUUCUGCACUAAGGCAUUGUUUAAACUUGGCUGUGAAAGAAAUGUUAGUUUUCCUGUUGUACUUUUUGUAAAAUACUACAAGCAAAACGUGUAGAAACCUAGAGAAUCACCUCAGGAAAUUUGCAGAUGUUACAUUUCAGCAGACCAAAAAUUGGUCACAGCAGUGAUUUUCACAUGUCUCCGACUUCUGCCUUCAGGUUGAUUUAUGGCAACAGCUCCUCCUUUCCUGGCAUGUUGUUUAAUUCAUGCAUCUCCCGUUAGGUUAUCUAUAUAGCUAAUGUGAAAAGUAAGUACCCCCCGUGAAAUGUUUUUCUUUUUACCAUAUGUGGUCUUAAACCAAGAUUUGAUCUUUGCUUAAAUAGUAUCAUUAGAUCAAGGUACUGUAACCGAAAAAAGCAAUGAAAAUUUGACAUCUCGAUAAUGUAUUCAACAAAAACAUGACAUCUGCAGAAAACGCAAGUCCACCCUUGGUUUUGUAUUGCCCCCUCAAGUAGCUGUUUCCUAUAACUGUCUAGCACUCUCUGACUUUGACUGUGAGAGUUUGUCCCUUUCCUUCAUGUAGAAUGCUUUCAGUUGUGUGAUAUUUGAGGGGUGUCUUACACGCACGGCUUGUUUCAAAUCUCCCUGACAGCAUCUUGCUGGGAUUCAGAUCCAGGCUUUAGCUUGACCAAUCUGGAACCCUCCAUUUUUUUAUUUUCAGCCAUUCCUUGGUGUAUUUACUGAUAUGUUUAGUGUCAUUGCCAUGUUGCAAGGUCCACUUUCAAUGUAACUUUAAUACUCUCACAGAUGGUCUCACAUUAUCCCGAAGCAUCCUCCGGUACAAUAAAGAAUUCAUUGUAGAUUCUUUGAUUGUGAGCUUCCCAGGCCAUAAUGCAGCAAAGCAGCCCCAAACUAUAACAUGCCCCCCACCAUCCUUUACAGCUGGUAUCAGGUUCUUCUGGUCAAGUACCAUCUUCGGCUUUCAUUAAACAUGUCUGGUACUGUAGUGGAAUAACUAUCUUUGUCUCAACUCUCCACAGCACGUUGUUUCAGAAGUCCUUGUCUUUGCUACCCAGAAAGAACAUCAGGUUUGCCCAUAAACCCAUAGGCAAAGGUUUGCUCCUGCCACAUUUCCCAUGUAGACCUAAUUUAUACAACCUGUUUGUAAUGGUAGACUUGUUCACUUUGAUGUCAGCAGAUGCAAGAGCUAUCUGGAGGUCCCAUGAUGAAAUUCUGAGGUUCUUAGACGCUUCUUUCAGCACCUUGCAUUCUGCCCUUGGCAGAUCUUGCUGGGACGACCUGGCCUGGGCAAGUUGGCAGUUAUUUGAAAUCUUCCCUGCUUGUAGAUGAUCUUCUGGACAGUGAAAUGGUUGGUUUCCAAUUGUUUGGAGAUCUUUUUAAAUCCCAUUCUAGAAUCCUAGGCAUCUAUAACUUGCUUUCUGAAGGCCUCUUUUGAUCUUGGCAUGGUAAUGACACACAUUUCAGAAACAAAGAGCAAACCAAACUAAAUGUCAGAUGUUUAAAUAAGAUGGGCUCUGCCUAGAACCUCUCUAAUGAUGUUCUAAUCCUUUGUACCUGAUCUGGUGCACCUAAUUCUAGGUUUACGUGUUUGAGGUAGUGAUCAAUUUGUAUACUUAGUUUUUCCAUACAAAAAUUUGUAUUUAUGUCUAUUUAAAUUAUACAGUGGACUACAAAUGUAUAUGUAGCAUUAUGUUUGUUAUAUCAGCUUUAUUGAUGCAUACUGUUUAAAUGAUGAUGAAAUUUAUCUUGGUAUGUCCAUGUGUGUAACAUGUAGAAAUAUUUCAUGGAGUGUACUUACAUUUUCUCAUACUACAGUUUUAUUAUACAUAUACUAUUUGAUAUAUACAUACAUUUUAACUGUGAAGUAAUUACAAUUUUCCCCUGCAGCCAAUGUGAUCUGUUAAAACACUUCACAAGGAAACAGUAAACACAAUGAUAAGGCAUAUUAACCUUUAAAGAGAGCUGCAAAUGGGUUCAAAUUAUUGAUAAAUUAAUAAUCAAUCCACUUACAGUUACAAAUGCAGCAUAGAAAAAUCAGCUGAAUCUUUUCAGAUAUCUGACUUUGUGGUUUCUGCCAGACAGUUCAUAUCUUCUGGAAGGCAUGGACUGUGAGCUGACAGUCCUUGUGGUCUCCGAGUGUUGAUCAGACACGUACUCCCUUUUAAUUUACCUUUAAUAUGUUUUUCAAGAAAACCAGAAUUUCUCCUUUAAUUUAAUGUUUAAUUAAUUUCUAAAAGCUAGUUUGGAACCUUCUCUAUUACAAGCAAACUGGUUUGAAGGCACCCCAAAAGAGUGGCUUAGAAAUAAACACUGCCAGUAUUUUUAAUCGUAUUACUCCUUAUCCCAGCCUUUGUUUUUAACAUAUAUGGAUUUGCUUUGGCACACCCAAGUGGUCUUAGUUUCAUUUUUUUUUAUUAUGCAUAUAUUGUAAAUACACUAUUGCUGGACUUGCAGCACAGAUUGUUCUUCACUGCUUCCUGUGACAUUUAUUUUCUGUGUUUAAAUAUUGAAAAACAAGAUGAGCUGCACUUAUGUGAUCUUCAGAUUUUUAUUUGAUUGGGAAAGAUUUUUGUUUGUCUUUUUUCUGGUUGUAAGAAACUGUUACAUUUUGUGUCAUUUGUAUGAAGAAUUUGGCCAUUUCUGAGACAACUGUUAUAGCUAUGGCCAGGUUUUUUUUUCUAACCAAAGAUAUGAAACAUGUCCUCCUCUUGUCAGGUUUAAAUAAAACAAAUGACAGAACCUAGCAUUCUGAGGCUGGGUUAGUCCGCUCUCUUGAGCGGGUCAGGUGUGGUAGGAGCUCUGUCCUGCAGUCCUCCUUCUGGGGGCACCCAGGCUUUAUAGAGGUCUGAGUAGAAGGGGCAAAGUCAGUUGCCUUCGUUGGGCGUCUUCUGUUGCUGGAAAGGGAGAUGACCCACUUAGCGACAGCGCCCCCUGUCGCUCCAGAGUGGUGUUACAUACUUCAGAUGAGCCCAGAAGGCGCUCCUCUGACCCGCACGUGUGAUUACAUACUGUAUAUGUAUCCCAAAAUAC
Molecule: messenger RNA, 6761 nt
Organism: Erpetoichthys calabaricus (reedfish)
Lineage: Eukaryota; Metazoa; Chordata; Cladistia; Polypteriformes; Polypteridae
Gene: elapor1
Product: endosome-lysosome associated apoptosis and autophagy regulator 1
Exons: 22
Coding region: 124-3066 (980 amino acids)
Biological process (GO): autophagosome assembly; positive regulation of vacuole organization
Cellular component (GO): lysosome; extracellular exosome; late endosome
Source: RefSeq, a predicted model, not a curated record